This is a messenger RNA of Scutellospora calospora, 201 nucleotides long. NCBI's taxonomy places the organism in Eukaryota, Fungi, Glomeromycota, Glomeromycetes, Diversisporales, Gigasporaceae. The record is from the annotation of a GenBank genome assembly.
AUACUUAAUAAGAUUCACAGAGAUAAUAAGCUUGCCUCUACUAUAAUACCAACUUCGACUUAUAAAGAUAAUAGAGAAGUAGUUAAUGCUGAAGUAAUAGAUAACAGCAAAGAUAUAGAAGUUAGUAUUAUGAAAAUAGAAGAAGCAGUUAUACAUAUAGUAAUUAGAGAUAAUAAUUUACAAAAUGAGCUUAGUAGAAUA